Perkinsus marinus ATCC 50983 is the source of this 1986-nucleotide messenger RNA. RefSeq names its product cAMP-dependent protein kinase catalytic subunit,, putative. Gene Ontology annotation, molecular function: protein serine/threonine kinase activity; ATP binding. Lineage: Eukaryota; Perkinsozoa; Perkinsida; Perkinsidae. Gene Ontology annotation, biological process: protein phosphorylation. Bases 1 to 1986 code for a protein of 661 amino acids. The record is from RefSeq and is a predicted model, not a curated record. The transcript has 19 exons.
AUGUCUACUGCUGCUACUUCAUCUGAUCCUUAUGGAAUCACCACUCCAGGGACACAUCUUGUCCAGAAGGACAAGGUCUCUCUAGAGGACUUCGUUCUCAUCAAGGUCAUUGGUAAAGGGAGCUAUGGAAAGGUGAUGCUAGUACGAUAUAAGAAGGAUAACAAUGUGUAUGCUAUGAAGAUGCUGAGGAAAGAAAACGUGAUGAAACGCAAUCAGGUUGAGCACACUCGAACAGAGCGUAACGUACUGGAGACCGUAUCACACCCUUUUAUUGUAAACCUGGUCUAUGCGUUCCAGACUCCUAAAAAGCUCUACUUUAUAUUGGAGUACUGUCCAGGGGGAGAGUUGUUCUUUCACCUAUCGCGAGCCCAGCGGUUCUCUGAGAAUAGGUGUCGAUUCUACGCCUCGGAGAUCCUGUUGGCCAUUGAAUAUCUCCAUAAGUAUGAUAUAGUCUAUAGGGACCUCAAGCCUGAGAAUGUACUACUGGAUGCUGAUGGUCAUGUGAAGCUUACUGACUUCGGCCUGUCUAAGGAAGGUAUCAUGGAUAACUCCUCGGCGAAGUCGAUGUGCGGUACUCCUGAGUAUCUAGCGCCAGAGAUAUUGGAGAAGAAGGGUCAUGGAAAGGCUGUGGAUUGGUACUCUCUUGGUGCGCUGAUGUAUGAGAUGCUCACGGGCCUACCACCAUUCUAUACGAGGGAUAGGGAGAAGCUGUUCGAGAGGAUUAGGCACGGCGAGCUGUCUUAUCCAUCGUAUAUCUCCCCUAUAGCCAAGAACUUGUUAGAGCAGCUAUUGUGUCGCGACCCUAAUAAACGUCUAGGGUCGGGGCCUGCUGAUGCUCAGGACAUAAAGAGCCAUCCUUUCUUCCAGGGUGUUGACUGGAAUGCUAUGCUAUCGCGUCAAGUGACGCCCCCCUUCAAGCCCUCUGUAUCGACACAGACAGAUGUGAAGUACUUUGAUAGGGAGUUCGUUGACUUACCUGCUAUUAACAGCCUGGAGUAUUCAGGAGCCCCAGUCGCUGAUGUAGGCUUGGCAUGUACUACCUUGAUCGCUGUCAUGGCAACUGCAGCAGUUGACCCUGGCGUGCAGCCCUUGAUAGAAGCGUAUAUCUCGAAUGCUGAAGUGCUGUCUAAGUGCACAGGCGUCCAUGAGGAUCCAGUGGUACGUUUACCUAAUCUCAAGCCGACCGCAGCUAGCAGUGUCGAAGGAGAAGUGCCGCAAACAGCCCCUCAGCUAGCAGUUGGUGAUAGUAAAAAGGAAGGGGCCGAUCAGGCACCUUCGUUACGGGAUACUAUACGUGAGCAGCUGUAUAAGCAACGAGAACUGAGGCAGAAGCUACGCCAAGCUGGGGCUAGGCUUCAGGAACUACGACACCAGAAUAGGGGUCUGUGCGAUAAGAGGACGAAACUAGAGAAAUCGAUAGAAGCUUCGGAGAAGGCUAUGCUGCUUGUGAAACGAUGGCUUGAGGAGGCUCGUAGGGAUGUAGAUGGGGCUCGUAGAUUAGCUGGUGAACAUGUUGAUGCUGAUGGGCAGAUAGGUGAGGACGAUGAGAAGGAUAUACGCAAGGUGAUACAGGACGAGAAGGACCGAUUGGAGGCAGCGGAGGGUAAGGUGAAGGAACUCCAGAAGAACAUUCAAGAGACCUAUCGGACUAGGAGAGCUCUAGAGAAGAGGAAUCAAAUAUGGGCUGAGCGGCAGAGGCAGGCAGAGCAGGACAGGACGAUGGUCAUUACUGCAUUGGAGAUGCAGAAAGCUAAACUGGUAGCCGUACGGGCUGAGAGGUUGAAGACAUGUGAAGGUCGCUAUCAUGCUAUCCAGAAUGCGACACUCACCAGUGUCGAGGAGUGGCAACGGAGUGCUGGUACAGCUCCACGACUACCAGCAUCGCUCUACUCGCAUGGUCCUCCUCCAGCUGUGGGGGAAUCUGAUCGUAGUAAGGGUAUACCUACGGAAACCUACUUGGAUAAGAGCACCACCUACUACCACUGA